Molecule: messenger RNA, 7717 nt
Organism: Oncorhynchus nerka (sockeye salmon)
Lineage: Eukaryota; Metazoa; Chordata; Actinopteri; Salmoniformes; Salmonidae
Gene: fubp1
Product: far upstream element (FUSE) binding protein 1
Exons: 19
Coding region: 59-2131 (690 amino acids)
Biological process (GO): regulation of DNA-templated transcription
Cellular component (GO): cytoplasm; nucleus
Molecular function (GO): mRNA binding
Source: RefSeq, a predicted model, not a curated record
UCAACGAGAACGGCCAUCUUCUCUCUCCGGUCUUGAGAAGACAAGUGUUACAACAGAUAUGGCUGACUAUUCGAACGUGGCUCCGCCGUCGGGAAAUGGCGCCGGAAUGAACGACGCUUUUAAAGACGCACUUCAGCGAGCUAGACAGAUCGCCGCUAAGAUUGGUGGUGACGGCGUUCCCGCAGCGCCCUCGGGUAAUGAGUUUGGCUACGGAGGCCAGAAGCGACCCCUAGAAGACGCCGAUGACUGUUGGACCAGUCUAAACAGUAGAACCCACCAGGAAGGGAUGAACUCUCCUUUCUCAGACCAACCAGAGACCAAGAAGGUGGCACCGAAUGACCCGUUCUCAGCAGCGAUGGGAAUGGGAGGUGGUGGAAUGGGAGGUGGUGGACCACGGUCAUCUUCAGAGGAGUUCAAGGUUCCUGACGGGAUGGUUGGAUUCAUUAUUGGAAGAGGAGGAGAACAGAUAUCCCGCAUGCAGCAAGAGUCGGGAUGCAAAAUCCAGAUCGCCCCCGACAGUGGAGGAAUGCCUGAUAGGUCAGUCACACUGACAGGAUCCGCAGACUCAAUACAAGCUGCCAAGAGGCUGCUGACGGAGAUCGUUGAUAAGGGUCGUCCUACUCCAGCCUUCCACCACAACGACGCCGGUGGCCCCGGUAUGUCUGUCCAGGAGAUGCUGGUCCCUGCCUCCAAGGCUGGCCUGGUCAUCGGGAAGGGAGGAGAGACCAUCAAACAGCUGCAGGAGAGGGCCGGGGUCAAGAUGGUCAUGAUCCAGGAAGGGCCUCAGAACACAGGAGCGGACAAACCUCUACGCAUCUCUGGGGAACCUUUUAAAGUCCAGCAAGCCAAAGACAUGGUGAUGGAGCUGAUCAGAGAGCAGGGCUUCAGGGAGCAGAGAGGAGAGUACGGCUCCAGGAUGGGCGGAGGAGGAGGAGGUGAGGGCCUGGAUGUUCCUGUCCCCAGGUUCGCGGUAGGAAUCGUGAUCGGGAGAAACGGAGAGAUGAUCAAGAAGAUCCAGAGCGACACAGGAGUCAGGAUCCAGUUCAAACCAGACGACGGCAGUACCCCGGAGAGGAUAGCCCAGAUCGUGGGUCCUCCUGAACAGUCCCAGCAUGCAGCAGAGAUCAUCUCUGACCUUCUGAGGAGUGUCCAGCAGGGGGGGCCGGGCGGUCCUAACGGAGGGGGCAGGGGUAGAGGCAGGGGGGGUAACGGGGGUGGUAACUGGAACAUGGGUCCUCCGGGAGGAUUGCAGGAGUUCACCUUCACCGUCCCGACCAUGAAGACUGGACUCAUCAUCGGCAAAGGAGGAGAGACCAUCAAGGGCAUCAGUCAGCAGUCUGGAGCUCGUAUUGAGCUCCAGAGAAAUCCUCCCCCCAACUCCGACCCCAACAUUAAGAUGUUCACCGUCCGAGGAUCUCAUCAACAGAUAGACUACGCACGGCAGCUGGUCGAGGAGAAGAUCGGGGGUCCAGUCAGUCCAAUGGGUGGUCCCCAAGGUCCUCCAGGCCCCCACGGAGGUCCGUCUCCCCACGGCCCCCCCGGUCCUCCUGGGCACCCUGCUCAGAUGGGCCCCUACAACCCCGGCCCCUACAACCAGGGACCGCCCGGACCACAUGGUCCUCCGGCUCCCUACCAGCCUCAGGGUUGGGGCAACGGCUUCCCUCACUGGCAGCAAGGACAGCCUGAUCCUGGUAAAGCUGCAGCUGAUGCCAAUGCAGCGGCCUGGGCAGCGUAUUACUCCCAGUACCAGCAGCAACCCCAGGCCCCCAUGACGCCCACCGGCGGUGCCCCUGGCACCACACAGGCCAACGGGCAAGGUGACCCCAAGGGACCUGGGCAUACUGGGCAGGCCGAUUACUCCAAGGCCUGGGAGGAAUAUUACAAGAAAAUGGGGCAGCAAAGUCAGCAACCACAGGACUACACCAAGGCCUGGGAGGAAUACUAUAAGAAACAAGGUCAAGCGGCCCCUCAGGCGGGAGCAGCGCCAGGUGGUCAGCCAGCCGGUCAGCCAGCCGGUCAGCCGGACUACAGUGCUGCCUGGGCAGAGUACUACCGUCAGCAGGCUGCUUACUACGGACAGGGCAGCCCACAGGCCAUGGGGGCCCAGCCGCAAGCACCUCAGGGCCAGUAAUGUGAAGUGGACAUAAAGUAAAUGCGACAUUGUGGAAACAAAAACCCCUUUGUUAAAUGUGUUGGAUGGUGCAGAUGCCUUGAAGAUCUUAAUUUCCCCCUUUGGUUGGUUUUGUUUUCCAAGUGUUUCACAAGAAUGUGAUGGCAGCAGUCUACCCGGAGACACAAAACCCUUCAUCCUUUUUUUGUUUUUUUCUACUUUUUUUUUUUCCCCUCCUUGUAAAAUGAACGGUUUUGGGUUUUUAGUGAGGUAAUUAUAUGUUCAUUCCAGCUCCAUGUAUCUUCAUGCUAUGUGGUUCAAGAGCUCCUGUUAUUUAGCUAGUUCACCGUGGAAAAUCAUCUCCGUUUUUAAGUAAUAUGCCUGUUGUGUUUUGCAAUAAAACUAAGUGAAACCUCCUGUGUUGGUAAGUUGGGUUGGUAAUAGCUAUUACAAUAUGGACUUCAAAUCGUGUACUUUUUUGUUUUUGUUUUACAAUGUUCAGUUUCUCUCCAACUCUACACAGCUCCUGGUACCUUAGUACAAUGUUUUUAGAUGUGUCCUUUGCUCUGCCUUUUUGGCUGGGGGGGGGGGGGGUCCAGUUUCGGUGUUCCCCAAGGUUCUGUUUUAGGACCACUAAUUGAAUAGAAUAAUUUACCUGUCUUUACUCUUGGUUAUAUUCGUCUUUGUUUUUCCCCUACCUCUCCGCCUGUAUUGUAGGUCUAGACCGAUGUUUCUUAUACCAUAAUGUAGUAUUAGUGGCAUAAUGUUAUGAUACAUCUGGACUCAUGCAUUACCCGAAGUGUUUGGUUGUUUUGGCAUCUCUGUCAAACAACUGAUCGAAUCUUGUCUGUUGUGUUGACUGGCUGUGAAAUGGUACCCUAUUUCCUGUUUAGUGCACAAGGCUCCCUUAAAAGUAGUGCUCUAUAUAGGGAAUAGGGUGUCGCCAUUGGAGACAUCCUGAAACAGACUUUGUUGAGGUAACGUUAGUGUGCUGCAUUGUUUUCAUAUUAAGAGUAACUUCCUCCUUCACAGCCAAGCUUAGUCAAGCGGUAAGCAAAGCAAGUGUGUGUAUAUAUAUAUAUAUAUAUAUAUGGAGAGAAAAAUAAUUAAAUCCGAAAUGUUCCUCAGAAAAUGUGACUCACUGUCGAAAUGUUGCUUUAGUUUAUUAUAGGUAUGUUUUUGCUGUUCCCUGUGUCUCUUCCAGGACAGGUAAACUGACGUUCUGUUCUGCUGUAUUGCAUUGCAUUCAAACGUUUGUUUCUCACCCCCCCCCCCUCCCUAAAAUGUAUACAUUUCCUGGCCUUUUGAUACUAUAAAAGAACGUGACAUGCAAAAGUCGUAUUUUUAUUUUUGCUCUGCCCAUGCAUUGUUCUGUUAGUUUACCCAACGGAAGGAACGUAGGUUGUCUGUAGGGCCGAGGGGUGGUCUGAGCUGGUCUGAGCGGUACCAUCAGCCAACAGGGUUGACCUCUGACCUCCUACUCUGUAAGUACAAUACUGUGACUAUAUAUAACAAACCCAGUUAUUUUCUGGCUGUCAAUGUAUUUCUUUGACUGAUGAUUACAAAACUUAUUGUUUCUGUCAAAUUGCAUAUUAUUUUUUUCCUUAAAAAAAAAAAAAAAUACUGGGUAAGUAUCAAAAGUUAUGAUAAAGUACAGUAUCUUGGAAUUGUCAUUUAGAAAUUAUAACCGUUUAACCAUUUGGACAUAGAUUACAUUGAAUAUGGCAUUGUAGUUCAAUCUAGGCUCUGUUUUUUUUUAGGUAGGAAAGUGUCCUGUCAUAAUACCAGUCGGAAUGUUCUGUUGGAACUCUGAACUGAAGGUUCUGUUUCCUUGCGAUGCAGAAUGCUUUUGCGCAGUGGUUCAUUUAAGAAUGUCAGGAAUCGUUAACGUGCUUCAUUUUUAGAUAACAACAAUCCGUUUUUUCCCAAGUGCCAUUGCCUAGCCAGAGUAGAGAUGUAAUUAUGAAUUUAUUUCAUCAAUAUUUGAAAAAGAAAAUGCCAUUUGAUAAGUCUCAAGAAUUUAGUUACUAUUAGAGAUGCAUAUUUUGUUCACUGCAGUAAUGGUGUGAUUCAGUCUGAAAUGUUCUAGCUUUCCCCCCCCCCCCAUAGUAGCAUUUUGAAGUUGUUUCUAUGCUGUUUAUCGAUGUCUCCAGCAUGUUGGGUUGUCAUUCAGUAGAAUGUUCUAAAAGUGCUUCUGAUUUCUAAGUGAUACAGUUAUUCCAUGGACGUUUCCCAUUCUAUUGCUUUUGAGUACUGUUCUGAAACACAACCUAUAAGGCUGUUUUGAACUGAAAUGAGUGGCAAACGGUGCAAAUAUCAUAUGUGUGAUCUUUGCAGUAUCACUGUCAUCCCAGACCUCGAUCCCCUUAGGUUCUGCUGCGGUCACACAGGUAAGCGACCCUAAGGAAAACAGCUGUGUUCUGACCUAUCAUAUACAGGAUAUAUAUUUACACCCAGAUGGGGAUCCGUUUUAUACUCACUUGAAUUUGCCUGAUUUUAUAUUUCUGCUUAUCUGUGCUGUGUAGUAACACCAGCUGUGCUCCUGAUAUUAAUGAGUCAUGUCCAGGUAGGAUUCGUAGUGAUAUCAAACAGCUGUUUUUUGUUUGUUCAUAGAGUAUAUUGAUGAUAGUGCUGUGAUUUGAUGGUGAUGAAUGAUUUGCAUGGUUUCAACAUGAGUCGUAUGGUUUGUUAAGGAGCGGCAACGUUUUUUCUCCCUCUUAGGCCAAUUGCAAUGUGGUUUGAUGGCUUUUCCCACCUGACUUAUCGUAGUACAAUUUUGCAACAAAAAAAAAGUUCUCUCUCUCUCUCUCUCUCUCUACAUGCUGUUUUACGUUCUCGUUUUCUGAGGUCAUUUUGUUAUUGAUAUAAACUAUCAUGAGGCAUAUUAUAACCCAUAACUUGGUAAGUCUCUGCAGUGUGAUCUUUGAUGCAUAGAGCUCGAGCCCUGUACUUUAACAUUACUAUAAAACUGCAAACAGGCAACUCGGUCUGUCAUAAAGCCCUAUGUGCAUAUAUAUAUAUAUGCGUACGUAUUAGUAAGUCUACAAACGUUUAUGAAAGUACACCUGCAUAUGAUGCUCUCAAUGCUGUUCAACUGACUCAUUGGUGUUGACUGAAAGCUGUGAACUUGAAUAUGCAUUCUAUCUUGCCGCUGCCACGACGCUUGUAAUGGUGUUCUCAUAAAACCCUGCUGCCUGCCUCCCUCCACCUCUCACUCAGAUGCUGUUGGAAGCCAGCGUAGGUUCUAGAUUCAGGAACAGGAACCUGUAAGUUUGUCCCUACCGUAAAGGAGACUGCUCUGAGAGGCAUCCUUUGAGGCUGAUGAUCAAGGUGUAGGUGACCAUUCGAGAGCGAGCUCCAGAUAAGGUAAACAAAAGCAAUGAAAUACAGAAUUGUGUGAUUUGCUCAAGUUUACCAUGCUGUUUGCUAGUUAAGGGCUGUAUUUUUAGUCCAGGUUUCCCCCUCGUUAUAUAAAUUGAAAAAGGUAACCUGUCGUAGAAUUAUUGCAAGUUGUCUUAACUGAACUGAUGUCUAGUGUUUCUCCACAUGUUUUCAUGAUGAUUCUAUUGAAUGCCUUCCUUUGCCUGCUCACCCGUUGGGUUGUGUCCCAAAUAGAACCCUAUUCCAUACAGUGCCCUGUAGGCUCUGGUCUAAAGUAGUGUACUAGAAAUGCCAUGGGGUUCCAUUUGGGAUGUAGCCACUGUCAUAACUAGGCCUUGUUGCAUAGUUGAAGUCACCAAUGCUUGUCAUCAGGAUUCUGAAGUGUCCCCCAUUUUAGGUUGCAAAUGCUCCUAGAUAUUUUGUUGUGCGACCUGACGGGUUUUAUUUUGGGUGCACCAGUGUGAGUGACCAGGUAAAUAAUCGCCCAGAUAAUACUGGUCAUUAAAAAAAAAAAAAAAUGGACCUCUUUAUUUAACUAGGCAAGUAAGUUCAUUAAGAACAAAAAUAUAUAUAUUUACAAUGACGGUCUAACCCAAUGGGAGUCGCAUAGGGCGCCGCAUUAAUCACGGCAGGUUGUGGUACAGCCUGGAAACGAACCAGGGUCUGUAGUGACGAGAUGCAGUGCCUUAGGCCGCUGCGCCCCUCGGAAGCUCUAAACUGGCCAGUUGUUUCAGAGUGCCCUGGAGAAAGCAAGCUCAGAUUCAUACCAUCUAAAGCCUACAUCAGUGAUUUCUAUUUCUUGCCAAUUUCUGACGACCUAACGGCAUGGCUGUCGGCUGCUUUGUGUAGCCAGGUAGAUGCCCAAAUAGUAAUUUCUAAAUUUCCCAAUAACUUUACACAUUAAAUGUUAACUGCAACGUAGGCCUAACUGGCAUCGUUAUAUAAUGUCAGGGUCUUCUGUUUUGCGAACUCUGCUAUAGCAUACAGUACAGUAGACACCGCCAGCCAAAACCCUUUUCAGGUGCGCAAUUUUAAAUUAUUAAGGCAAACUAUACAUAUUUUCUUCCCCAGACUACUUAAGUGGGCUCCUGAUCUAGUGUAAGCAUCGCUGUGGACUUAGAAUAUCCUAUUUAUGUUUGUGAUUGAGUGAACCUUAUCAAAUAAAAAGGGGGGAGAUCCCACACAAGAGGUAAAGAUUUUGGUGUCAUGGCAAAUGUAUUGGCUAGUAAAAAAUAAAAACAUAAGAGGUGUACAUUUUUUUUUUUUUGGGUGGAUAACUUUUUUAGGCCCUGUUCAUAAACCAGGUCGUGGGUCGUUCCAAAGCUGCUCACUGGCGUUUUAAAAAAUUUUUUAUUUUGUAUUUUUGUUUAGUCAUGUUACCUCAACCUAGCUAGCUAACAACCUGGUUACUUUACCAGUAUAUCAAACAUCUGGGGGCACAGAGGGAGAGGGAAGGGUUAGCUUCUUCAGGAGAUCAUUGAAUGAAUGAGUGACUUGCAUGUCUCAUCACGAACUUGAUGCUCUUAAAGAGACAGUGUAGAAUUGAAAUAAUCUCAAUAGGUAGUGCUUUGACACAAUGUCGAAACCUAGUAUAUAAUUUCAAUGGAAGGUUUUAAAAUCAACAUUUUCUUUCUUACAGGGUUUAAUAUUAGUUUCUAGAGCUCAACAAUGUGCUUCAAAAGUAGCUUAAAUGAAUUUAAAGCCCAUUAUGCUUCCUCAAACAAAAAAAUACAAAAUAUCCUGGUGUGCCUAGAUCAUAUUAAGUUAGGAGCACCAGUGCUACCACUGUUAAUUUAGACCUCGGCUAGAGAGAGUUAGAUGAGAUGUAACCAGGAACUGCUGCUUUUGUGUUUUUCAACCAUUAUGGCAGGAAAUUGUAGUUGGCUAUUCUAGUUUUCACUUCAUUCAUGAGAACCCACAUACCUCUGCUAGUGAUUUUGCGAUUCACGUUUUUUUUUCGCCAUAAAUUAGUGUAAUCUGUGUGUUAGAUGCUCUAUCAUCUCUGAGCAAAGUGUUUCAAGGAGUUUGGGGGCUAGGUGUCGUCUAGAAGACUAAAUCAGAAGGGAGAAAUAUGGAGCAUGCCUUAGAGGUAAACCAAUUGAAACAUGUUUCUUGUGAUGCCUUAAUAUUAUCAAAUGUACCUUUUUUUGGUUUUGUUUCCUGUCUUUAUGAAAUCACUGUUCUGCAUAUUUGUUGCCCUGUCCAGUAAUAAAGUUGUAACAUUUA